This is a messenger RNA of Drosophila innubila, 1168 nucleotides long. RefSeq names its product pancreatic lipase-related protein 2-like. Lineage: Eukaryota; Metazoa; Arthropoda; Insecta; Diptera; Drosophilidae. The record is from RefSeq and is a predicted model, not a curated record. Bases 19 to 1080 code for a protein of 353 amino acids. The transcript is spliced from 4 exons. Gene Ontology annotation, molecular function: lipase activity.
GACAACGGAAUCAGAAAGAUGUUUAAACUAUGGCUUUUAUUUGGCUGUUUUAGUUUGGAGCUGUUUUUUGGAUUCAGCAGCGAUUUGCAGCCCCAGUGCUUUAAGGUGGAAGAUAAUAGUUGUCCCAACUCGAACGUUACCUUCUGGUUCUAUACAAAAGAAUUUCCAAAUGGACGCAUAUUGAACCCUGUGAAUCUUAAGGGAAUUGUUUCGAGACCAUAUCCGCUUAAGGUGUUGAUACACAGUUUGAGCGGUAACCAGAGUACCACUCCAAAUCUUGAAGUGCGUCCGGAGUUACUGCGCAUUCCUGGCAUAGACAUCAUAUCCGUGGACUACGCGAACCUAACUCCCGAUCCCUGUUACGUGGAGUCAGCUGCCAACAUUCGCAUUGUUGCUAGAUGUCUAGCCACAUUUUUGGGAGACUUAAUAGACAGAAACUUCGUACGAAAAGAUGAAAUCCAUCUCAUUGGCUACGGACUAGGCGCACACCUGGCCGCUUUCACAGCCAACUACUUGGAGGAGAAGCAUUCAAAAGUGUCCCACAUUACGGCUCUUGAUCCAUCCAAGGCACUAUUUCUCACUCCUGAUCUUUCGCAGCGUCUUGACCCGAGUGAUGCCGUCUUUGUGGAUGUGAUUCAUACGGAUAUCUUUGUUCAUGGCAUUUUGCAGCCUGUGGGCCAUGUGGACUUCUAUCCCAACAAGGGCGUGGUGCAGCCCAAUUGUGGACCCGUCGAUGAUGUUGACACUAAUGAAUGCUAUCAUAAGCGUGCUGCUGAGUACUAUGCGGAAUCUAUUUUCUCGCCCGUUAAAUUCUGGGCAUUCCGUUGCCAGAAUCUGCACCAUUUUCUAACGGGCAAAUGCCAUCCUAGCAACGAAGUGGAGGAGCUCGGAUACAACACGCGAAGCACGGCACGUGGCACUUACUUCCUGGGCACCAAUGAUUAUCCACCUUACGCUCGCGGCAUGAACUUUGAUAACCUGGAUCGCAAGCUGGAGGGCCAAACAUUUUUACCCCCUAAAGUUCUUGAAAAGCUCAGCACAUUAGAUGAAUUCGUAAAUCAACUAACGGUAAAAAUAUAGACAAAAAGUCUACAGAUUGUAAUGAACACUGUAGUUCAGUUCCAUUUAUAAAAUUGCAAAUGAAUAUAUUGAUGUUUAAAAUACUAUA